Enhydra lutris kenyoni (northern sea otter) is the source of this 2085-nucleotide messenger RNA. Its product is annotated as centromere protein A. Gene Ontology annotation, molecular function: structural constituent of chromatin; protein heterodimerization activity; DNA binding. Lineage: Eukaryota; Metazoa; Chordata; Mammalia; Carnivora; Mustelidae. The transcript has 4 exons. The record is from RefSeq and is a predicted model, not a curated record. Bases 68 to 484 code for a protein of 138 amino acids. Gene Ontology annotation, cellular component: nucleosome.
CCAGCCUCUGUCCCCCGACCUCGAAGGCAGAGAAGGAGCCGCCGGGCCGCCACCCUCCGCGCGCGCCAUGGGCCCGCGCCGCCGGAGUCGCAAGCCCGAAGUCCCGAGGAGGCGCCCCGAGACCCCGGCCGCCGGCCCCCCUCGUCGGGCCCCCUCCUUAGGCGCUUCCUCCCGUCAGCGUGGUCCCCGGAGAUCCCGGAUUCUGAAGGAAAUCCGAACGCUUCAGAAGAGCACGGGCCUGCUGAUAAGGAAGAGCCCCUUUGGCCGCCUGGCAAGAGAGAUAUGCGUUAAAUUCACUCGCGGGGUGGACUUCUCUUGGCAAGCCCAGGCCCUGUUGGCCCUACAAGAGGCUGCAGAAGCGUUUCUAGUUCAUCUCUUUGAGGACGCCUAUCUCCUGUCCUUACACGCCGGCCGGGUCACUCUCUUCCCGAAGGACGUGCAGCUGGCCAGAAGGAUCCGAGGCAUUCAGGAAGGGCUUGGCUGAGCCCCUGCCCCGUCUCUGUAAGCCUUGCUUGCCCACUGCAGAGAGAGCGGCCUCUGGGGAAGAAGCCCCCCGGCCCCAGCCUCUCAUCCCCGGGAUGGGAAUUUCUCUGAAGGAAUUGCCAUCCGUGGUCCCUUGCUGUCUCACUUCCCUUUGUUCUCUAGGAAAGUUUGACUCGGUUUUAGCUUGAAUGCUUGGGAUUCUAUGGCUUCUGCCCUUUUGUACAAUGUUAAAUAAAAAUAUUUAUCUAUUUAAUGUCCAGGCAACACGGGUCUGUUAGAAUUCAGCCUCUGUUUUACAAGGACCAGGUGAUUCAUUUCGAUUAAGAGAAGUUUGGCUAUUGAAAAUGCCUUGGUAGUAAAUGUGAUACCUGACUUUCAGGGAUGACACCAAGGCCUCUGUCCAGAGCCAGGAACAGAUCCGCGGAGGGCAAGGAGGUGUCUACUCGCUGUCCCUGAGCAGAGUGCAUGUCGCUUUUGUAAUCGGUUCUUUUAAGAAGGACAAGACUGCAUAGCUUUUCUCUGGAACAGAGGUAAUAGAUGAGAAAAUCAACAGCAUUCCAAAGGACUGAGAAUUCUUUUUAGAUAAUGAGACUCCAAGGUUCGCUUCAAUUUGCAAAUGAUUCACAUGACUGCUGAAUGAUUUUGAAGACCUCAGACUUUCUAGGCUAUGGAAAAAAAGAUAUUUACCUAUUAUUUUACGUUUUCCUGUACCAUUUACAUUUCUUGCCAUAUGUAUAUUUACUUUUCUUUAAAACAUAAGGGAAAAAUAUAAAAGGCGACCACUUGAGUCAGUUGCACGAAGAGCCCAGCACGUCCACGCACUAAUCCGUCCCUCGGUUAACCUCACCCGGAGCGGGGCAAGCAAGGGAGGCGUGGGCCACGCCUCCUGACAGCUGGGGAGCUUUUUAAAAACUCAACUGGGGUUAAAAUAGAAAGUCUUAAGUCCUGUCGUUCUGAUUCCUUUGAGUAAAUUCCUGUCAAACUCAUUCAGAAAUUCUAAAUUCCGACUUGUAGAAUUUAUUUUAUUCUUCUUUGUAAAUCAUAGAUGACAUAUCAUGAUUUAUACUUUAGAAUUUUUCAUCUAGGGAUUUUAAAGUGCCUUCUCAAGUUUUUACAGGUGUCUUUAUCACUUCUUUGUGGAAAGAUAAUAAAAUUAAUUCUUUAAUGAAAAAACUGUAAAGCAAAGUUACAGUUACCACAUAUGGAGAUGCUACGUUUUUUGUGAGUUACUGUUCAGUUCUCCAUUUGUACACGCGGGACAAGCAGCCUCCAUUUAAACAAGAGAAUGGAGGGAUGUGUUUUGGGCUCCAGUAGAGUGUGAACGGGUGAAAACCUUACACUUCUGUCACAACCGAAAGCAGUUAAAGAGAUUUCCAGAGAAAUGGAAAGGGCCACGGGAAGACUUUUAGACUUUGUGUGUGAUGGAAAUGAUUAGCAAGGGUGGACCUCUGACAGUGAUGUGUGGGGCGACCAAAUUUGGAGAAGAACUGAAGGGAAGGACCAAGUUCUGUUGUUGGAUAAAUUUUAACCCUUUGGAAAAACCUCUUCCUGUUCAACAUCAAGUCCUAUUUAUACAGACAUUCGAAUAAAGUAUCUACUGUG